Molecule: messenger RNA, 2573 nt
Organism: Tribolium madens (black flour beetle)
Lineage: Eukaryota; Metazoa; Arthropoda; Insecta; Coleoptera; Tenebrionidae
Exons: 12
Coding region: 32-2512 (826 amino acids)
Biological process (GO): amino acid metabolic process
Cellular component (GO): cytoplasm
Molecular function (GO): aminoacylase activity
Source: RefSeq, a predicted model, not a curated record
AUCACAAUACAAAUAGUUCAGUUAGAUCAAAAUGCCUUCAACUGAUCAAAAGAACUCAUUGGAUACGCAAGCUGUUGAGAAUUUUCGCCAAUAUUUGCAAAUACCCUCCGUACACCCAAAUGUAAAUUAUGAUUCGUGCGUCAAAUUUCUCGAGAACCAGGCCAAAAGCCUGGACCUCCCUAUCAAAACCUACUUCAUGGUCCCCGAAAAGCCCAUUGUGGUUCUCACGUGGGUGGGUACCCAACCCAGCUUACCAUCAAUUUUGCUCAACAGCCACAUGGACGUGGUGCCAGUUUUCGAGGAUAAAUGGACUCACAAACCCUUCAGUGCCCAUGUGGACGAACAAAACAACAUUUACGCCAGAGGCACUCAAGACAUGAAAUGUGUGGGAAUCCAAUAUUUGGAAGCUGUAAGAAGGUUAAAACAGCAAGGGGUGACUUUGAAAAGAACGCUACAUCUAUCGUUCGCUCCUGAUGAGGAAAUCGGGGGUGGAGAUGGGUGGAAAAAAUUCGUUUAUAGUAAAGAAUUUCAAAAUUUGAAAGUUGGAGUGACUCUAGAUGAAGGAAUUACGUGUGAAARUGACGAGUUUGUUGUAUUUUAUGCAGAGCGUUGCCCUUGGCAGUUUUACAUCCAUUGUCCCGGCAAGCCCGGACAUGGAUCAYUCCUUCUGGRAGACACGGCAGGAGAAAAAGUUUCAUACAUUUUGAAAAAAUUGUACGAAUUCAGAACAGGAGAGAAACAAAAAUUGGAAAAUAACCCAACGUGGACCAUUGGUAAUGUCACUGCAUUGAAUUUAACCCAAAUCAAAGGUGGUGUACAAACAAACGUGGUACCCCCCGAAUUCAUCAUAACAAUCGACUGUCGAAUCCCUCCAGGUAUUAACUUAGAGAAAUUCGAAGCAACUCUCAAUCAAUGGUGUAAGGAUGCAGGUUCUGACAUUUGGAUAGAAUUCAUAGAUAAAGCGUCACAUGUAACACCAACUAAACUGGACGAUUCGAAUCCUUAUUGGCUCGCAUUUAAAAAAGCAACUGACAAACUGGGUUUAAAACUGAAACCACAAAUUUCUCCAGCUGUUAGUGACACUAGUCACAUAAGAAGGGUUGGAUUGCCAGGAAUAGGUUUCUCACCAAUCAAUCACACGUCAGUGGCUUUGCACAAACAUGAUGAGUAUUUGCCAAUUCAAAUUUUCUUGAAAGGCAUUGAAAUUUACUGCGAAAUUUUGAAAAAUAUUGGAAAUGUUGAAGAUGCAACGGGAGAAGUAAAUUUUAGUCGUAAGAUGUCUUCAUUGUCAGCUGUUCAGAAAGACGCGUUGGACACACAAGCUGUCAACAAUUUUCGUGAAUAUUUGCGAAUACCCUCUGUGCAUCCGGAUAUUAAUUACGAUGCCUGCGUCAAAUUCCUUGAAAACCAAGCCAAAAGCUUGGGCCUUCCUGUCAAAAUCUACCACGUAGUUCCCAAGAAACCCAUCGUGGUGCUAACAUGGGCUGGGACCCAACCCAACUUACCGUCGAUCCUCCUCAACAGUCACAUGGACGUGGUCCCCGUUUUCGAAGACAAGUGGACCCAUAAACCCUUCAGUGCCGACAUAGACGAGCAAAAUAACAUCUACGCAAGGGGCACMCAGGACAUGAAAUGUGUGGGAAUCCAAUAUCUUGAAGCUGUGAGAAGGCUAAAACAGCAAGGGGUGACUCUGAAAAGAACACUCCAUAUUUCUUUCGUCCCUGAUGAGGAAACUGGGGGUGUUGAUGGGAUGAGGAAAUUUGUUCAUACGAAAGAAUUCAAGGAUUUGAAUGUUGGGUUUGCUUUAGACGAAGGGAUGGCGAGUCCCAAUGAAGAGUUUGCAGUGUUUAACGGGGAGAGGUGCAUUUGGCAUUUACACAUUCAUUGUCCUGGACAACCGGGUCAUGGCUCCUUACUAUUGGAUAACACAGCGGGAGAAAAAGUUACCUAUCUUUUAAACAAAUUUUACGAGUUUAGAAAACAGGAAAAGAAGAAAUUGAAGGACAAUCCCAGUUGGACCAUAGGUGACGUCACGACAGUCAAUUUAACUCAAAUGAAAGGUGGUAUACAAACUAAUGUAGUGCCCCCUGAGUUCAUCAUCGCGAUUGACUGCCGUAUUCCCCCCGAAACCGUUGAUAUAAAAAAAUGGGAGGAAACCAUCAACCAAUGGUGCAAAGAAGCCGGUCCUGGAAUCUGGAUUGAGUAUGAGCAAAAACAGGCCCAAAUUACUCCAACUAAACUAGAUUCUACGAAUCCGUUUUGGAUUGCUUUUAAAGAGGGAACAGACAAAUUAGGCCUAAAGCUGAAAACUCAAAUAUUUCCAGGAGGUACCGAUAGUCGCUAUGUGAGAGGUAUUGGAAUACCAGCGGUUGGCUUUUCUCCCAUUAAUAACACCCCAGUGUUAUUACAUGACCAUGAUGAGUAUUUAGGAGUCAGCACUUUCCUAAAAGGUAUAGAAAUCUAUUGCAAAAUAUUGAUUUCUGUUGCAAAUGUUGAGGACCGAUCAGGGUAAAAGUUGGGUUUUUGAUGUUAUUGAGUUGAGAGUUUAAUAAAAUAUCUACUGGUGCAAUAAA